CUGCGCUGUUCAUUUUAGAGGCGGCGUUUUAUGGUGUAUUGCUUCAUUUGGGUCUCCUCGGUUGUAUUAUUGAGACUGGCGCCGUGAGCCGCUCGCUCUGCAACUGCAGCUCAUUCAUCUGGCGUUCCGUGUGUUUACGUAGAGGAUGGGGAUCCAGUGCUUCACUCGUGUGUAAUUCCUCUCACAAGGUCACCAGCGAUUCCCAGACCAGCGCGGCAACUUUCUAAAGCACUGUCACCGUGAGUGCUUCACUGCGGGACCCGAGCAUUUGAGCCAAAUCGUGUGAGUUGUGUAGGUGUUGUGGAGCCGUCUUUUUGCCGGAAAGAGCACCCCGUUAUUAAUAUUGCGGAAUCGAGGCUGGUCCGGGCUAUAUUCUGCACUUGCACUGGUUUCGAGUUGCUGUGAAUUUCAGGACCCAUUUAUAGAUUCAAGAUGGCGUACGUCUACUCCAACGCCCUCAACGUCAGCAUCGCCUUGAUCGUCUUCGGUCUGAUCCAGAUCGGUAUGUUCGUCAGCUGUCUGUUUGGCUGCUUUGCGCAUUUCCCCAUGGACUUCGCGUCGCCGGCUUGGAGCGGUGGUCUCUCAGUGUUCGCUGGGCUGUUUGGGAUAUGCAUGAUCUGUUCCUACAAGGAGAUCAAGUGGGGCAAAAUUUUCUUCUUUCUGAGCAUCGUCUCCAUGGUAACCAGCCUAGCCUGUAUCGCCAUCACCGCCGGCCACACCAUGGUGAAGGAGUACGCGCUGGCCGACGAAAAGGCCAGGGAAGGCUACCAGCCUGGGUCACGUGGUCCCUUCGUGGCCACGGGAUUGGCUAUCAACGGGGCCGUGCUGGUGUUCGGGCUCAUCCUGAUAAUCUGCGCGUGCUACGCUACCUGGCUCAACUGCUGCUGUGACAACCGGCCAUCCAAGGGUUACGUCAUGACACUGGACACGGUGGAAAACACCCAUUACGUCACUGUGCAGGCACAGCCACCAGCCCAGUAGAAACCUCACCACGCAUGCUUGAUGACCCAUGGAACUGCGUCUGAUGGAACACGCAUGCCCGAUCAUCAAAUUAAAUUUCUUGGACCUUUUGGCCCCCUCGUUUUGGGCCUCCUGAAAUCACAUCUACUACGGUGCCUUAAAUGCAGUGGCUGUAAUGGUUGCAUUUUUUCAACUUUGAUCAAAAACAUUUAGUUCUAAUUUGAUUUGAACAUGAAUUAAAUUGCUGCAAACUGCUUACUGAUUGGAUUGACCUGAAAUAUACACAUCAAAACACUUAGCUGGCCUGAUGUGUUUGUCUCAACAAUAGUGGGGCAGAUAGGGGAAAUGUUAAAGGGAAUUGUGAAUUUGAUGAUACAAGCGUCAAAUUUGGCACACAGGCAGAGUAUGUCACGAGAAAGUUAAAAUUGGCAAUAGGGCCAUCGCAGAUUGGCUCUUUGAAAAUAGUAUUACGUAGAAUAACAAGCAAUGUUAACAAAUAUGGCUGCCAUGGCUUGUUAGUGUAGCUAUAGUUUUCAAAGGAAAAAUUCUGCGAUGGCCCUACAGGCAAAUAUCUUUCUCAUGACAUGCUCUGACUGUGCCAAAUUCCAUGCUCGUAUCAUCAAAGGCACAAUUUGUGCACCUAUCUGCCGUACUAAAAUUAUUUCCUUCUUCGGAGGCAGAUGACAGUGGUACAAGAAACAAACAUGCACGGGUGUAAGGACAAGCACAAUGAUUGAUGUAUUGGUAACUAAGAUUUGUAAAGUAUGAACUAGUUUCAAUAAUAUUAAACUAUGCGCUGCACAGCGCUCAGGGAGCAACUGAGAGAAACAAAUUGCUUGGAUGGGAUGUACAUGUCAUUUGAAACUAAUACCUACAUAAUUGUUCGAUUUGUUUUGGUUCGCUAGUUAUGUUUUAUAGCAACAUGUUUUUGCUAUAACGCUACGCUCAUUGCUGCACAUUAAUGUGGAUUUUUGGUUACUGGUUUCAAAAGUAGACAUAGAAACUUUCAAGCGAAUAGAAAUCUGUAAAAUAUUUUAGUGGGUUUUUUUUGUAAGUGUGUACAUAUAGCAGUGAAACAAUUGGGCCUUAAUUUGUGACACGAAGUCUCAACAUUAUUUCCCUUGUUGUUCAUGUUGGUGCAAGCUAUUUGCGCCGAUAUUGUUCAAAUUUUAAUGUAUAUUGUUGAGUAACGGGGCAGUAAUACAAACCAUGCCAAGAAAGCUUGCGCACGUGCAAUGUUUUUUUUAUCUACUCCGUGCAUUUAUGCAUUAACUCAAUACGUAUACAUUACUCAAAACAUUAUGUAAAUGGUUUCAUUCUUGGUAGAACGGGUACAUAAUUAUACCCCAACAGACUUAUUUAUAUGGACUGCUGAUAUUUUCGCCAAAAAUCGCCCAAGUAAUGGACGUAGUUUAAGCAAAACUACAAAUAAUUUGGCUUCUUUUUUAAAACUUCUGUGGCUCGGCCUAGGCUAUUAGUAGUGCAUGUCCGUCUUUUUACACUUUUAAACUAUUUUUUUUUUUGUAUUCAAGUAAAUCUUCUUUUUUUUUCAGUGGAAGUAUUUUGGAUCAUUGUUACGAGAAACAUUGAAAUAAAAACACUCGAUUUUUAAAUUUCAAAUUCAAAUCUCAGUCUUGAUGCUGUUCUGCUUACCCUGACAUCAAUUUUGUUACGAACCAAAUUUGAACUCAAAUUGGACUAAAUUUGGACCUCAUUUGGACUUAAACUUCCCAGCAAAAAUACACACUGGUAAGCAAUCAACGCGGCAUAGUGAAACACAUGGAAGACACAUUUGAAAAUCCCACUUGUUUUAGCCUUAAUUCUCUACAUUCAAAUUUGCUUUAUAUGAGGGCGCUCUUACCGUCCAGUUGAAUAUACAUGUACAUCUAACGUAGUGGAAAGAUAAGGCUCCAUUACAGGGUGUUAAAAAA
This is a messenger RNA of Patiria miniata (bat star), 2891 nucleotides long. RefSeq lists its product as uncharacterized. The transcript has 5 exons. NCBI's taxonomy places the organism in Eukaryota, Metazoa, Echinodermata, Asteroidea, Valvatida, Asterinidae. The coding region runs from base 433 to 981 and encodes 182 amino acids. The record is from RefSeq and is a predicted model, not a curated record.